Messenger RNA from Ipomoea nil (Japanese morning glory), 3199 nucleotides. Its product is annotated as receptor-like protein kinase THESEUS 1. Gene Ontology annotation, cellular component: plasma membrane; plasmodesma. Gene Ontology annotation, biological process: protein autophosphorylation. The transcript has a single exon. The coding region runs from base 448 to 2988 and encodes 846 amino acids. Gene Ontology annotation, molecular function: ATP binding; transmembrane receptor protein tyrosine kinase activity. The record is from RefSeq and is a predicted model, not a curated record. Lineage: Eukaryota; Viridiplantae; Streptophyta; Magnoliopsida; Solanales; Convolvulaceae.
CAAAUGGUCAACUUAGGAAUCCAGGGUUGUCAGGCAGUUAUUAAUGUAUGGCGAAGGGGACAGUUGUGUAGUGGCUGUGUUAGUUAGUGGUCGCGUUUCCCAAAGCUUCAUUCUCAGCUACUCUUCACCUUUAAACUCACUCAAUUUCUUCUCUCUCACCCAUCCAAAAUCUUGAAAAUUUCGUUGCAUUGCAGUGCAAUCUCUCCCAAGUCCCACCCAUUUGUGUUGUUUUAUGUGUACGCGACAAAGAAUUUACAGGAAAAAAGUGUUCUUUUUGUUACCCACAACUUCAAGAACACACUUCUCUUCACCUUUUUCCUCCAUUUUCGCCCUUCCUCUCGAUCUCCCCCACCGUUUUUUCUUGGAUGACCGGCCAGGUAUGAAAAGGGUUGUUGUGUCUCAGUUCUUACUUGCUGCCUUGAUUCUUUGAGUGAGUGAAAGAUAAAGAUGGGUUGUUUAAAUGGGUUGUGUUUUGCUUGGUGUUUGUGGUGUGGGCUUGGGGUUAUAUCAGUGGUUUGUGCUGCUUUUAGCCCUAUUGAUGGGUUCUUGAUUAGCUGUGGGAAGAGUAGAGCAGUGGAGGUGGAGGAUGGUAGGGUUUUUCAGCCUGAUUUUGGGAAUUCUAAUGUGGGUUUGUCUGCAAAAUCCCACAUUGUGGUCUCAAAUGGUGGGAAGGGCAUGUCUGAUCUUUAUGAUUCUGCUAGGGUUUUCACUGAAAGUUCUACUUACACCAUUAGAACUAAGCAGGGUGGUAGGCAUUGGCUAAGAUUGCAUUUUUUCCCUGUUGAGAACAGUGAUUAUGACUUGAAGUUAGCUGCUUUUUCUGUUGUGGCAAAUGGGGUUACUCUGCUUCAUAGAUUUUCCUACUCUAAAUUGCAAGAAAAUGGCCCUGUAGUGAAGGAAUAUGUAGUUGAGAUAGGUAGAUUGAGUUCAGAUAAUUUGGAACUUAUACUGUCUCCCUGGCCUGGCUCAAUUGCAUUUAUCAAUGGGAUAGAAGUGGUGUCUGUGCCUAAGGGUCAGUUUGAUUCUCGGGUUGUUCCAAUUCCAGAUGGCUCGCCCUCACCCUCGCCCUCUGUGAUCCCGUCCUCGAUUGCUCUCGAGACGGUUCACAGGGUGAAUAUGGGUGGCCCGAGUUUGACACCCAAAAACGAUACGUUGUGGAGGGGUUGGCGAUCGGAUUAUCCAUUUCUUGUUAAUCCGGCUGCUGCUGUGAACAUGAGCACGAACCCUAGAUCGGUCAGGUACCCUGCUGGGGUCUCGGUUGAGAUUGCACCGAAUUGGGUUUAUGCCACAGCCCAAGAAAUGGCAGAUGCCCAAGUGGUUGACCCGAACUUCAACCUAACGUGGGCGUUUGGAGUUGAUCCGGGAUUCGCUUACUUCAUAAGGAUGCACUUCUGUGAUAUCGUCAGUGAUGCUCUUGGUAAAUUGGUUUUUAAUGUUUAUGUCAAUGAAUAUAUUGCUGUGGAUUCUCUUGAUAUCUCGAGUAAGACAAUGGAGUUGUCAGCAGCAUACUUUAUCGAUUUUGUUGUCAAUAUUUCUGAGGGUUUGGAUAAACUUUUCGUUAAAGUAGGCCCUUCGACUUCAGGGAGAGUCCAGGCCAAUGCGAUUCUUAAUGGUUUAGAGAUAAUGAAGUUGAGCGAUUCUAAUCAAUGCCUUGAUGUUGGUUGUAUUGGGAUAUCUCAUAAUUCGGUGGCAUCUGAGCCUAAGAAGCCUGUGAUGGUAGUGAUUUUCGCCUGCUUAGGAAGCCUAGCGGUUUUGGUUCUCGUUUCGGUAGCUCUUUACCUCUAUUCCCGAGGUUCCAAAACAUCAGAGAAGGCUAAAGUGAACCAGGUUUCGUGGGUUUCAUGGGUUUCGUUUCGUACAAAUGUAGGAGUUUCGGAAACCAAAGUGUCAGCAGGGAGUUUUGCUUCCUCGUCGCCUUCUCCCUUGGGGCGCGUUUUCACCUUCUCUGAGAUUCUUGGAGCCACGAAGAACCUCGACGAGAGUUUGGUCAUAGGAGUGGGCGGUUUUGGCAAGGUUUACAAAGGAGUGCUUGAAAACGGGGUCACGGUUGCUGUAAAAAGAGGAAACCGGAAAUCCCAGCAAGGACUAGUCGAGUUCAGGACAGAAAUCGAGAUGCUAUCUAAGCUUCGCCAUAGGCAUCUCGUUUCCCUGAUUGGCUACUGUGAAGAGCUGAACGAGAUGAUCCUCGUGUACGAGUUCAUGGCGGGUGGACCGUUCAGGAAACACUUGUACGGGUCUGAUCUUCCCCCGCUGUCCUGGAAACAAAGACUAGAAAUCUGCAUUGGUGCUGCUAAAGGGCUGCAUUAUCUUCACACCGGGGCAUCAGAAACCAUUAUUCACCGAGAUGUGAAGACAACUAACAUCUUGCUAGACGAGAGCCUCAAGGCGAAAAUGGCAGAUUUCGGGCUGUCAAAAUUCGGGCCAGCAAUCGACCAAACUCACGUGAGCACAGCAGUGAAGGGAAGCUUUGGGUAUCUCGACCCAGAGUACUAUCGAAGGCAACAGCUCACCGAGAAGUCUGAUGUUUACUCUUUCGGGGUCGUGCUCAUGGAGGCUAUGUGUGCUCGUCCCGCCAUCAACCCCGCUCUCCCUCGAGAGCAAGUGAACAUCGCGGAAUGGGCAAUGCAGUGGCAACAGAAGGGCCAGCUCGAGCUAAUCAUCGACCCCCAUCUCGUAGGCAAAGUGAGCCUCGAGUCACUGAGGAAAUGCGGGGAGACAGCUGAGAAAUGCCUGGCGGAGUAUGGGACCGAGAGGCCUUCCAUGGGAGACGUUCUGUGGAAUCUCGAGUAUGCGCUUCAGUUGCAAGAGACGGCUUCUGGGCAAUCCAUUGACGACGAGAACAGCUCGAGUUACAUCCCAGACAUACCGUACUUGUUUCCUCGUACUGAAUCUACUGAUGAAAUCGAUGUUGUUAGCAAUGGAGAAUCAUCUGAUAUAUCCACUUCAACAGGAGUGUUCUCCCAGAUCUUGAAUCCAAAGGGAAGAUGAUGAGGAGGAGCAAAAGCUUAUAUGAUCUCAGGACUUUUAACAGUUCUUGUCAUCAUUGAACAAAUCAAAUAUUAUUUUCUAGUUUUCAGAAUAGGGAUAGCAAUUAAGUUUUAUGGCAAUAUAUAUUCUCUCUUUUGUUUUGGUUAUGACUGAUAUAACCAAUAUCUUGAAUUGAAAUUAAAUUCUGAAAUUACAAGUUGUAAGCCUAUAA